AUGAGACUAAGCCGGGGCAUAUUGUGCGAGUGCGCGGGCGCUAGCGCGUGUCCCGACGGCGCGGCCAACGGCACCUGCACCACCCAGCCCGGCGGCUACUGCUUCGUGGCUGUGGAGAAAGUUCUAGAUGAGAAUGAGCUGGUGGUCCUCGAGAGGACUGCUGGCUGUCUGCCGCCUGAUGAAACAGGGUUCAUGCAGUGUAAAAGCUCACAAGUACCCCACCAGCACCCGAAAGUUAUAGAAUGCUGUGAAAAAGACCUUUGCAAUCGGCGGCUACAUCCACAGCUGCCAGAGCCCCCGCCCGAUGUGACCGAAGCGCCAGGCCUGCGCCCCACCGCGCCCGCCAGCCAGACCAUACUUAUGGCGGCCGCGCUGUGUGUCGCCGUGGUUGCUUUCGCAGCUUUGUGGCUCCUAUUCAGAAAACGACGAAGGGGUUGCAAGAGACCGCCCUCCCCGCCUGCUCCCUCACAUCACACAGAAAUAUCGUCCGGUUCUGGCUCAGGAUUGCCCCUACUCGUACAAAGAACAGUCGCGAAACAAAUACAAAUGGUCGAAUCUAUCGGUAAAGGUCGUUACGGAGAAGUCUGGCUCGCGAGGUGGCGAGGUGAAAAAGUAGCAGUUAAAGUGUUCUUCACUACCGAGGAAGCUUCCUGGUUCCGCGAAACUGAGAUAUAUCAGACAGUGCUGAUGCGUCACGAAAACAUCCUCGGCUUUAUUGCCGCUGAUAUAAAAGGCACCGGAUCCUGGACUCAGAUGCUCUUAAUCACGGACUAUCAUGAGAACGGCUCCUUGCACGAUUACCUGCAAACGGUCGUCUUGGACACACACUCGCUAAUGACGAUGGCAUACUCGAUAGUUAGCGGACUGGCGCAUUUACAUAUGGACAUCUUUGGAACUAAAGGGAAACCGGCGAUCGCCCAUCGGGAUAUAAAGAGCAAAAAUAUCCUCGUGAAAAGAAACGGACAGUGUGCGAUCGCAGACUUCGGGCUAGCGGUGAGAUACGUGGCGGAACGCAAUGAAGUCGACAUCGCGCCCAACACGCGUGUGGGAACUCGCAGAUAUAUGGCGCCCGAAGUGCUGGACGAGAAACUGGACGUCACAAACUUUGAAGCGUUCAAAAUGGCGGAUAUGUACUCUUUAGGAUUGGUUUUGUGGGAGAUGUGUAGGAGAUGUGCGACCGGGGAUAAGGCGCAGUACGUCGAGGCGUAUGCAUUGCCCUACCAUGAAUAUGUUCCCUCUGAUCCUUCCUUCGAGGACAUGCACGCGGUGGUCGUCGCCAAGAAGAUCAGGCCGCCGCAACCUGCUCGGUGGAAGGGUUGCUCCACACUGACGACGGUAUCCGCGCUGCUGGCCGAGUGCUGGCACCACAACCCUCCCGUGCGGCUCACCGCUUUACGGGUCAAGAAGACCCUCGCGAAAUGCCGCUCGGAAAGUGCCGUCAAACUUGUG
Brenthis ino (lesser marbled fritillary) is the source of this 1449-nucleotide messenger RNA. The record is from the annotation of a GenBank genome assembly. Lineage: Eukaryota; Metazoa; Arthropoda; Insecta; Lepidoptera; Nymphalidae.